AUGGACCAUACCCGCGAUCCCUGCCCCUGGGUCAUCCUCAAUGACUUUGGCGGUGCUUUUGCUAUGGGAGCUAUCGGUGGAACGGUAUGGCACGGUAUCAAGGGUUACCGCAACUCGCCCUAUGGUGAGAGAAGAAUCGGUGCCAUCUCAGCCAUCAAGAUGCGCGCUCCCGUACUGGGAGGAAACUUUGGAGGUCUUCGUGGACACAAGGAGGAUCCUUGGAACAGUAUCGCCGCUGGGUUUCUCACAGGUGGUGCGCUAGCCAUCCGUGGAGGAUAUAAGGCCGCCCGAAACGGUGCCAUUGGUUGCGCGCUUCUUCUUGCCGUCAUCGAGGGUGUCGGUAUCGGUUUCCAGAAGAUGUUCGCCGGCAGCACGAAGCUGGAGAUGCCGGCGCCUCCUCCUUCCGACGAGAGAGCUCUUGCAUAA
This is a messenger RNA of Colletotrichum fioriniae, 426 nucleotides long. NCBI's taxonomy places the organism in Eukaryota, Fungi, Ascomycota, Sordariomycetes, Glomerellales, Glomerellaceae. The record is from RefSeq and is a predicted model, not a curated record.